AUGUCCACUUGGGUAUACCCCCCUAUACCUCCCGAUGAGCUCAGAAAGGCAGAGGAAGAGUCUUUGAAGCUUGAGCUUCAAUGGCUUCUCCAAGCCUUGCAACACUCUUUGGUGGCUCUGAAAGAAGGUCUCGAGGAAUGUGAUGCCCUUCUCGCCCCUAAAGAACCAGGCUCGACCUUGGUUUUGUCCUCUCUACGAUCCGAGAAUGUCAAGGGCUUUGUCACAAGAAUCGGCACAAAGCUUGUCAAAGGAGAUAUUCACCUACGACUGACUACGCUACCUCCCAAUACUCCUAGAGGUACUACGACAUCCACCCCAUCAACCCGCCAUCUCUUCCACUCGUCUUCUACCUCUUCUGAAAUUCUCCUGCCACAAUUGUCCACAGUCAAGGCCUUGAUCAAUGACUCUCUCGAUGUCAUUGAUGUUUCUCGCUGGACUGGCCAGUCCACCGAUUCAUCCUUUAUGACCGGCCAGCUCAAGCUCCUUCAUGACCACCUCCGCGAAGCGAAGACUUGUUUGAAAGGUCCUGUUAAUGGCACAGAUUUGGAUUCCAUCCCAGGGGCACAAUGGUGGCUCCAUAGUUCAGACGAAAAUAUCUUUCAACCUCCACUGGGUGAUUAUCUUAGUAUGCAUUUCACCAUUCAAGAUGCCAACCUCGUUCUCACCGUCCGUACACUUGCUCCGGCCUCUCCAGGUGGCACCCCAAGUACUCCGCUGGACUCGGCCUUCUCGCUUUCGGGGUUCAGUCUACGGUCGAAACUAUUGGGUCUCGGUCCACGACCACCAACCCACGAUGAAAUCGGAGAAGUAUUCGAAUGGCAUGGCAAACAAGAUGUCAUUGUCCGUGAAAAGGUCCGCGUCGAGAGCAGUGAUCCUAGUCUGCUGAGUCUGGCCGCGAAAUUGAGUGCUCUUGAGCAUGAAGUUGCUCGGUGGCGUCUGAACCUGAGGAUUAUCCUGACAGGUAAUGUCGAAGAGGAUUGA
Capronia coronata CBS 617.96 is the source of this 981-nucleotide messenger RNA. RefSeq lists its product as uncharacterized. Gene Ontology annotation, cellular component: RAVE complex. The coding region runs from base 1 to 981 and encodes 326 amino acids. The record is from RefSeq and is a predicted model, not a curated record. The transcript is spliced from 3 exons. NCBI's taxonomy places the organism in Eukaryota, Fungi, Ascomycota, Eurotiomycetes, Chaetothyriales, Herpotrichiellaceae.